AUGGAUCAAGCACGAUUUUGGAUGUGGGCAAGCAGCAAAAGCAGUUUAGAGUCUAGUUUUGUUCUACCGGGUGCUAGUUCAUGGGAAGAAGAAGCCUUUGCAGAAGAUGCGGCAGGGCCUUUCGGUGCCUUCAUAUGGCCUCCAAGAAGUUAUAGUUGCAGUUUCUGUGGAAGAGAAUUCAAGUCAGCUCAAGCCCUUGGCGGGCACAUGAAUGUCCACAGAAGGGAAAGAGCUAAACUUAAGCAAUCCCCUAUAUCCGAGAGAAACAACCUUUAUCAUCAAGAAUAUAAUGGUGUUAAUUAUAACACUAAUUCUAGGGAACUUCUUGCAUCACUCUCAUCUGUUACCGGGAGUGCGUAUGAUAUUCAGUCUAUGGUGCUUUCCGCCAUCCAAGAUCAUCAAAAGAGGCCUUUUUACCAUUCCCAUUCAUCCUCAUCUGAUUCUGCAGCUUCCUCUAGAUCUUUAAACAUCCUAGAGUGGAAGAUUGAAGAAGAUUAUACAAAGAAGCAAAGUGACGUCGUUAGCUUAAAUUUGAGUGUUGGGUUGGGAAACAGAGAGACGGCUUGUUACAAGAGAAGGAGAACCGAUGGAGUACCAUUAAUGCCUUUCUUUCUCAACACAGCCACAGAAGAAUUAGAUCUUGAGCUCAGGCUUGGUCGUGAUCACCCAAAUUAA
Pistacia vera is the source of this 675-nucleotide messenger RNA. RefSeq names its product probable transcriptional regulator RABBIT EARS. The transcript has a single exon. NCBI's taxonomy places the organism in Eukaryota, Viridiplantae, Streptophyta, Magnoliopsida, Sapindales, Anacardiaceae. The coding region runs from base 1 to 675 and encodes 224 amino acids. The record is from RefSeq and is a predicted model, not a curated record.